Molecule: messenger RNA, 1774 nt
Organism: Zea mays
Lineage: Eukaryota; Viridiplantae; Streptophyta; Magnoliopsida; Poales; Poaceae
Exons: 1
Coding region: 323-1681 (452 amino acids)
Molecular function (GO): protein binding
Source: RefSeq, marked validated
UGGAGGAAGCGCACGUUACCCGGCCGUUCAUCACAUCGCACAUUGACACGACAGCGCCUCCAGCUUCCGACGGGUUACAUCAGGUCGAUCUGGAUCGUCCAAGGUCUCUCCUCAGUCCUCAGACACGUGCUGCCGCGCCCCCGGGCCGUCGGAUGCCCGGUGCCGGGGCACCCGCGCCUUGUCUUGUACAAAUAGACUAGCAUUGCAGUCGAGCCUCGGCUGACCCGUCGCUCACUCAUUCUACUCGACGUCUCGAGCUGUGUGCCACGCACAACCAGACCACAGGGAGUCAGGGACAGAGUGGUAGCCCGUCACGGUCCAAAUGAAGCUUCUUCCGCGCCUCUGCAUGGCCACCGGCACCGGCACCGGCGACGGAGACGGGGAGGGGAGCGCAAGCAGCAGCACCAAGCGGGCCACAGCGGUGUCGUCCUCCUCGUCGACCGUCUCCACGUCGUCCGCGGCGGCGGCGGCCGUGUCGGAGUCGUCGUCCUCGACGUCCCUCCCUUCGCUCUCCUCAGCGACGAGCGCUAGCCUCGCCGCGUCGUUCGUCCACGUCGCCACGCUCCUCCCUCUGUCCGCGCGCCCCUCGCCGUGCGCCGCCGUCGUCGCGGCGACGGGGGGCUCCCUGCCCGGCCUCGUCGUCGCGCGGCCGUCGUGCGUGGCGCUCCACGACCUGUCGACGCUGGAGGCGACCUCCACCUCCGACGCCGCCGCGGGCGCGGGCGCGGGCUCGGUCAAGUGCGUGGCGCGCCUCCCCGGCGGCGGCGGCGGCGGCGCGGCCGUGACGGGGCACCAGGACGGGCGCCUGCGCCUGUGGCGGGUGUCCUCGCGAUCGCCUGGCAGGAUCCGCCUCGCCGCGGCGCUCCCCACGGUCUCCGACCGCCUCCGCCGGUUCCCCGUCCCGUCCAACCACGUCGCCGUCCGCCGGCACCACCGGCGGCUCUGGAUCGAGCACGCCGACGCCGUGUCGGGCGUGGCGGCGUCCGCCGACGGGCGCCUCCUCUUCUCCGUGUCCUGGGACAAGACGCUCAAGGUGUGGGCGGCGCCGUCGCUGCGGUGCCUGCAGUCGCUGGCGGCGCACGACGACGCCGUGAACGCCGUGGCUGUGGCGCCCGACGGCACCGUGUACACGGGCUCCGCCGACAGGCGCGUCCGCGUGUGGGCGCCCCGUCCCCGCCCCCGCCCCGCCGCGCGCGGCAAGAAGCAGCCCGUCUACCACCUGGUCGCCACGCUGUCCCGCCACACGGCGGCGGUGAACGCCCUGGCCGUCGGGCGCGGGGGCCAGGCGCUGUACUCGGGCGGCAACGACCGCUGCGUCCUGGUGUGGGAGCGCGAGGACAGCGCCAGCCACAUGGCCGCGGUCGGGGCCCUCAGGGGCCACCGCAAGGCCGUGCUCUCCGUCGCGUGCGCGCCCGGCGGGCUGGUCGUCAGCGGGUCCGCGGACCAGACGGUGCGGGCCUGGCGCCGCGCCGCGGACGGCAGGGGUUACGCCUGCGUCGCCGUGAUCGACGGCCACGGCACCGCCGUCCGGUCGGUCGCGGCGGCGCCCCUGCCGGUCCUCCAGAAGCGGUCCCGGGCAGGCGGUGUAGACGGCGGCGGCGGCGACGAGGAGUGGAGGGUGUGCAGCGCGAGCUUCGACGGCCAGGUGCGGGUCUGGUCGCUGCGCGUGUCGUGUUUGUAGCCGGUACGAGUUGGCGCGCAGAAGAGAGCUAGUACAUUUUUUUAUGUUUUUCCAGAUUUGUUGAGAAAAUUAUACAUUUUGUUUUUCGUUUUU